ACAUCCUCUUAUCCAAACAUGCUCUUGUAUAAAACAAGAUAAUGGCUUUGAACAUACCUUGCUUUGCUUCACUUGGUACCAAAUUGCAAGAUCAGCUUAAUUACAGCAAGUUCAAUGGUGUGGAAAAAGUGAAAAGCAUCAUAAAGAAGACAGUUAUUCCUUUUAUAAAUAGUAAUCCUGUUGACUCUCUUCAAAAGGGAAAUUGGGUCAAGCUCAUUUGUGGUGCUAGCUUUGAGGAUUUGGUGGAUAUCAGGAACCUUUCUCUGGUUUAUACUCUUGCUGGAGUUGAUUGCAUUGACUGUGCUGCUGAGACGUCGGUAGUGAAUGCUGUAAAUGAAGGGAUAGAAGCAGCCAGAGCCCUCGUGCACAUUCGAAGGCCUUGGGUAAUGAUCAGUGUUAAUGAUGAUGAAGAUCUUCAUUUUCGUAAAGCUGAAUUUGAUCCGGAUGAUUGCCCCCAGGAUUGCAUGCGACCUUGUGAGAAAGUCUGUCCUGCUAAUGCAAUAUUGCAAAAGCAGGGCGGAGUUUUGGCUGAGCGCUGUUAUGGUUGUGGUCGUUGCCUUCCCGUUUGUCCUUAUGACAAAAUAAGAGCUAUUACAUAUGUGAGAGAUGUUACUGCUACAGCUGAACUUCUUGAAAGGGACGAUGUUGAUGCCAUAGAAAUUCACACCAGUGGAAGGGAGCCUGCAGUAUUUAAAGAACUUUGGACUGGGUUGGGGAACUCAACUGCAAAUCUGAAGCUUGUGGCAGUUAGCUUUCCAGACUUGAGAGAUUCAACCAUACUUGCAAUGAAAGCUAUGUACUCCAUAAUGGAAGCCGACAUACAAUGCUUCAACUUAUGGCAGUUGGAUGGUCGACCAAUGAGUGGAGAUAUUGGGCGAGGUGCCACGAGAGAUGCAAUUGCUUUUGCACUAAAAUUGGCCUCUGCUGGAGACAAGCCUAAAGGUUUCCUUCAGCUGGCUGGUGGUACAAAUGCUCACACAGUAGAGGGGUUGAAAAAAGAAAGAUUAUUCCAAACACCGACCAUACAUGAGGCUUCGAGAUAUGAGACAAUUCCGAGCACCUUAUAUUCACCAAAUGCUUUGAUCGCUGGUGUGGCUUUUGGUGGCUAUGCACGAAAGAUAGUCGGUAGGGUUUUGAGUUCUGUGCAAAGUCAUCACGGACUUGCUCGUGUCGAAGAUUUCCCCGAGCAACUGCUGCAGGCUAUUAUUGAAUCAGUUGCUCUGGUUGGAACUGUUAAAUGUUACAACCGCCAGAAUCAGAGCACUUAGAUUGCAUCUGAGGUUGAUACACCAGCAGGAGUUUAGAAUUACGAGGUCUCGGGAAGGCCUGUCCAAGGAUUGAUGAUGGUUGUUGGUAGAAUAAGUAUCAAGUACAAAGGUCAAAAUCAGAGAUAACGGUUUUAUAGCUCAUACAGAAUGUAGAUAUACAUAAUACAUCAUUGCAGAUUCGCAGGGGAAGGCUUCAAAAUUUUGAUUUAACGGAAAUUCUUGACGCAAAGGCGGCAAAUAAAUCUGUAUAGCAUACAGAUUGCGUGGACUCUAGCCUACAAUGUGUGAGUUAACGAAUUGCAGUUCUAGCGAAGCCGAAGUCACAAUUUGGUGAUUAACUCAUGACCA
Molecule: messenger RNA, 1616 nt
Organism: Lycium ferocissimum
Lineage: Eukaryota; Viridiplantae; Streptophyta; Magnoliopsida; Solanales; Solanaceae
Exons: 14
Coding region: 42-1268 (408 amino acids)
Source: RefSeq, a predicted model, not a curated record